Messenger RNA from Colletotrichum phormii, 1143 nucleotides. RefSeq lists its product as uncharacterized. The transcript has a single exon. The record is from RefSeq and is a predicted model, not a curated record. Gene Ontology annotation, molecular function: protein binding. Bases 1 to 1143 code for a protein of 380 amino acids. NCBI's taxonomy places the organism in Eukaryota, Fungi, Ascomycota, Sordariomycetes, Glomerellales, Glomerellaceae.
AUGGCGCCAACCCGCCCCAACAAGAAGUCAAAAAAGAGAACGCAAAAGAAGCCCGCCAACGCGGCACACAAGCUCGUCGAAGCCGCCACAAAACUGACAGAAGGCGACUUGGAGAGCGCCUACGCGGCUGGCAAGGAGGCCCUCGAUGUAACGGGCGAAGGCGGCGAUUAUGAGUUGGCGGCGUUGAACCUCCUGGGCCAAAUCAGCGUCGAGAUAGGCGAGGUGGACGAGGCGAGGGCGUACUUUUUGCGCGCUGUCGAGCUGGACCCGGAGGGCGCCCUCGACGAGCGCAUAGGCGGCGGGCCGGAAAAGUUUCUCUGGCUCGCGCAGCUCAGCGAGGAGGGAGGGCAGGACAGCGUCAACUGGUUCGACAAGGGCGCGCAGUCGCUGCGGGGCCAGAUCCAGGCGCUCGUGGACCUCGACAAGCGCAGCGCCGAGCAGGAGUCUGCGCUGGACGAGAAGAAGCAGAAGCUCGGCGGGACGCUGUGCGCCGUGGCGGAGGUGUACAUGACGGACUUGUCGUGGGAGGUGGACGCGGAGCAGAGGUGCGAGGCGCUCGUCACCGAGGCCGGCUUGGUCGCGCCCGACUCGGCGGAGACGUGGCAGACGGUGGCCAACGUGCGGAUAUCGCAGGAGAAGAUUGACGAGGCGAAAGCGGCGCUGGCGAGGAGUCUGGAGCUGUGGGUCGACUUGCCGCCGCUGGAUCCCAAUGUGCCGGCGUUCCCUACGCGCAUCAGCCUGGUGCGGCUGCUGCUCGAGGUGGAGAUGGAGCAGGAAGCGAUUGAGGUGCUGGAGAGGCUCGUCGGCGACGAUGAUGAGAGCGUUGAGGCGUGGUAUCUCGGCGGGUGGGCUCUGUUCAUUGCCGGCGACAAGGUCAAGGCCAAGGGCGAGGCGGCGCAGCUGAGCGAGGACGAGGAGGAUUGGAAGGUUACGUGGGAUACGGCACGGCGGUGGUUGAUGCGCUGCUUGAAGCUGUACGAGGCGCAGGAGUACGAGGACGAGAGGCUGGGCGAGCACGCCAAGGAGCUGUUUGCUUCUAUCAACAAGGAGCUUGGCGAGCCCCCGGCCGGCGCAGAGGAUGAGGAGUAUGAUGAUGGAUGGGAGGAUGCUGGUAGUGAUGGUGAUGAGGCGAUGGAAGAGUAA